This is a messenger RNA of Sycon ciliatum, 1842 nucleotides long. RefSeq names its product tetraspanin-36-like. The record is from RefSeq and is a predicted model, not a curated record. The coding region runs from base 469 to 1266 and encodes 265 amino acids. Lineage: Eukaryota; Metazoa; Porifera; Calcarea; Leucosolenida; Sycettidae. Gene Ontology annotation, cellular component: membrane. The transcript has a single exon.
GCCUAUUUCGCCGGUGUCAAAGGUAUGCUUCUUUCUCUUCUGGUACUUACUCCAUAUGCAACGUCGGUGUGAGCUCGCGAAUAGAUGCAGGGAGCUAGUUCUUGAGGUGGCCAUUUGGAGACGUCUGCCUUGGGAAAUCGCCAGCAGACUGCAACACCAUAGCUAUACGCAGGACUUCAUCCCGGCUACCUUCUGUUUCUGGUAGAUGUCUUUGCAGUGUAGAAUCAUAGCUCUAUAGUAGAAUCAUAGCUACAUGUAUAGUUUCACAUGUACAGGUGUGGUGUAUUAAAAGUUUAGUUGAGACCUUCAUCGAAUCAGUAUAGAGUCCCUAAACUUCAGAUUCGUUUGAACAUUGUACUUGUGGCUUCUCCCAGUGCCGCGCGCACUCAUCAGACUAGUCCUAACAACUUAGUGCCGUAGUACUAGUACUAGUAUUUCGAGGGUGUUUCGUGUUGUUGGCGUGACAAAAUGGCCUGCGCUUUGUCGUGCCUGCGUGCCUUCUUCAUCAUUCUCAGCAUCGCCUAUGUGCUGGUGGGCCUUGCUGGUGGCAUAGCAUCUGGCGUUUUUAUCUACAUCUGGCAAACCACAACUGAGAUCAAGCAGCUCUUCGAGUUGUCCAACAGUCAGGAGACCUUUAAUCAUGUGGUUAUUGCUAUGGGUAUUGUGACUGCGGCCUUCGGGGCCAUGCUUAUCGCUGGCUUCGUUGGCUGCUGCGCCAUGGGCAGGCGACACCAUAAUCAGUGCUGCCAAGAUGUCCUGGCCUUCUUCGCUCUUCUCAUCACGCUGAUGUUCACUGCCGCCGUUAUACUACUGGCGGUCUUCAGGAACAAGCUGCAUAACGGCGUCGAGACGGCCUUCGAGGUCAAUAUGCAUGCCUAUGGGAACGUUGGUGGUGCGGUGAUCGGAGACGUGGCGGACAGCGCAGUGCGUGCAUAUGUCGACACGACACAGCAGAGUCAGAAGUGCUGUGGUAGCACUGGAUUCGAGUCCUGGAAGACGCUGGGCACGAGCUGGGCCACUGCCAACCCCAUGGACCUUGCACCAACGUCUUGCUGCUUUCGACCCGAAGACGCCCUGUGCAACAGAAACGUAGCACAGAUGUACACGCGCGGCUGUUCCAGUGUGGUGGGCGACAUCUCUUCCGAAGUUUUCACUGUCAUCUACAUCGUCGGUGCCGUCAUCGCCCUUGUGUCGUUGAUCGAGAUGCUCACGGCAUGUUAUAUGGCGCGAACAAGCAACAAGGGCGGUGGCUGCUGCUGCUGCUAGGGUAGCUCAGGGAGCCCUACAAUGUACACAUAUGCGCCGUACACACACGCCUCUCGGUAUGUGUGUAGGGCUCUGUGUUAUCGGUACAUGUCAUUCAGUGUCCCCCAGCACAGUAUUCCCAAUUCUCAAUUUCACUCGGUCUUGGCCUUACCAUUGCUGAUCAAACUCCACAGAUCCUCUUGAGAUAACACUGUUCCUGGUCUAUAUGUAUUAUAAGGAUAGCAGCCUAUGCUUGCACUAUGUAUCUGAUGUAGCAGGAGUAGAGUGGUUUGGUUAACACGAAUCGUCCUAAAUGCAUAGGCAAUGCUCCUCGAUGUUCCUCAGUGUUCCGGACCAUUUUUUGGAGUGUUCUGUGUUUCAACUGCUCUAUUUGGUCCCACUGUUUUCAGAAAGUAAAGUUUCAAUGACAGAAUACACUUGGCACAUUGAGUAUUUGUAUACAGCAUAAACAUCUACUGCCUUUCAAGUUACGAAUUUAGUUGCCUUUUAUGGUGCAAUAAUUAUUACGAAGACUUAGGUAGGAUACUGUUACGGCGCGGUGCUCUUUUUUUCAAGUAUUAAAUACCGGUCAACUGA